This is a messenger RNA of Olea europaea var. sylvestris, 1629 nucleotides long. RefSeq names its product transcription initiation factor IIA large subunit-like. The transcript has 12 exons. Gene Ontology annotation, biological process: transcription initiation at RNA polymerase II promoter; transcription by RNA polymerase II. Lineage: Eukaryota; Viridiplantae; Streptophyta; Magnoliopsida; Lamiales; Oleaceae. Gene Ontology annotation, cellular component: transcription factor TFIIA complex. The record is from RefSeq and is a predicted model, not a curated record. The coding region runs from base 17 to 1363 and encodes 448 amino acids.
UCGGACCUCCAAGAUCAUGCCACGUGGACCAUUGCUGAUAAACGGAUGCAAACCUAUUUAUAUUCCACUCUUUAUUCUCCUUUCUGUUCCGCCACUUCUAUCUCAUCUCUUUCUGCCGCUUCUUUCCCGAUUUCGAGAUAUGGCAAGCUCCAGCACCAGUCAUGUUUAUGUACACGUCAUCGAGGACGUCAUCAGCAAGGUUCGCGAAGAGUUUGUCAGCAAUGGAGGUCCUGGUGAUAGCGUACUCAACGAACUCCAAGGCUUAUGGGAACUGAAGAUGAUGCAAGCGGGGGCAGUAUUGGGUUCGGUAGACAGGUCCUCCAUGCAAAAGGCAGCGUCAGGGGGUCCAAUUACUCCAAAUCCGGUGCACGACUUGAAUGUACCCUAUGAAGGCACUGAGGAGUACGAAACUCCCACGGCAGAUUUACUGUUCCCCCCGACGCCAUUGCAGACUCCGGUGCCAGGGAUGGCACGGACACCAUUGCCGGGAACAGCUCAGACACCUCUCCCUGGAACGGCUGACAACAACUCAUAUUAUAACAUUCACACUGGAGGCACUCCGAUAACCCCUAACGAGUAUUCAUCUGCAAAUGAUAAUGGUGGGGUUCCUGAAAUGAGAGGUGGAGCGGGAAGACCUAGCCCUUAUAUGCAACCACCAUCAGCUUGGUUGAAUCAAAGGCCUCCUCUCGAUGUGAAUGUUGCUUAUGUGGAAGGUCGUGAAGAUGGUGAAAGAGGAGGCCCUCAUCAGCCUACAACACAGGAAUUCUUCACAUUACCUUCUGGAAAGCGAAAAAGGGAAGACUUUCCUCCAGGACCUCCACAAUACCAUAGUGGUGGAUACAUUCCACAACAAGAUGGAGCUGCAGAUGUUUUAUCCGAUGACUUGAAGGUAGUUCAAGGUAACAACAAUCGGUAUGAGACAGUGAAUUCUACCCAACAGCUCUUUGUUCAAGGGGGAAUAUUGUCUUCUGGGAUUCCUCAGUUUGAUGGUCCCAUUCCUGAUCCAUAUGACGAUGUUCUUUCUACACCCAAUAUAUACAAUUAUCAAGAAGUUGCCAACGAAGACUACAAUAUAGUGAACACGCCUGCACCAAAUGAGAUACAAGCAGCCACUCCUGCUCCCCUUCCCCAGAGUGACACUGGAGAUGAUGACGACGACGAACCUCUGAACGAGGAUGAUGACGACGAAUUAGAUGAUGUGGACCAAGGGGAGGAUCUGAACACUACACACUUGGUUUUAGCUCAGUUUGACAAGGUGACACGUACGAAAAGCAGGUGGAAAUGCACUUUGAAGGACGGCAUCAUGCACAUAAACAAUAAAGACAUUCUGUUCAAUAAGGCUACAGGAGAGUUCGAGUUCUGAUUUUGUUGGAGAUGACUCAGAUGAUGGGUGUUCAUUUCAGAGGAAAACCAAAGAUAUCAUUACCUUUUAUAUUUUGUCUUUGGUCUAUCUAUUAGCCGAAUACUGCAAGAUAAUAUGCUUUUGAGAGGUUACUGGUUGGUCACAUGUAAAUAGAAAGCUUUAUUUUCGCUAAACGUUUUCUGCAUUUUAUGAUUCUUGACAUGAUGCAACAUUAUACAAUAUAUACAUUUUGUUUGUUCACACAAAAUUUGAUCUAUUAUCUCGUA